Molecule: messenger RNA, 8655 nt
Organism: Vollenhovia emeryi
Lineage: Eukaryota; Metazoa; Arthropoda; Insecta; Hymenoptera; Formicidae
Gene: Cubn
Product: cubilin-like
Exons: 37
Coding region: 22-8655 (2877 amino acids)
Molecular function (GO): calcium ion binding
Source: RefSeq, a predicted model, not a curated record
CUCACAAUUAGACUCGUAUAAAUGAUUUAUAUAAAAUUUAGACCCGUUUUGGAGUCUCGGGAUGGACAUCUCAUAAUCUCGAGCGCAAAGGACAGAAACAUUACGUUGAAGAUAAUGGGGGGCGGUUACGUGAACGUCAACGAGAUCAAUCUGCUUCACGUAGCAUCGGCGGCCCAAAACGCCACGCGGGUCAUCGACAGGUGGCGGAUGGGAUAUUUAGCCGAGAUGGAGAACUCUCUUCACCAACUAACAACUAUAGUGACAGGCUCUACAGGCUUACAGAGAAGAAUCGCCCUCCUCGAGAGAAGUAUCGACACGAACGGUACGAUUCGCGGAAACAGAUCACAUAUACCGAAUUUUGGUUCAUUGCCGGGCACAGCCAGAAGCAGCAUUCGUCGUAUCAACGUCCGACUAAAAGCAUUAGAGGACGCACUAAGAGCCAUGCAAAUACUAUUGCGAGAGAACGAAUGCCAGAGUAACCCAUGUCAAAAUGGAGGUACUUGUGAAGAUCUCUACGAUGGCUAUCAGUGUCAUUGUCCAUCAAAUUGGGAGGGCUCGAACUGUAUGGUGGACGUCAACGAGUGCGCGAGAUUUCUUGGUACGGAUCUUGGAUGUCAAAACGGAGCGACUUGUCGUAAUUUGCCUGGAUCUUACCGAUGCGACUGCUUGCCGGGAUGGUUUGGCCUUCAUUGCACGCAGAAAACAUCGAUUUGCAAUACGGAGAAUUCCGAAGCGCUUUGCGGCGAGCACGGUGUAUGCGUCGCAAAAAGCAGUUCUUCACUUGGAUAUACGUGCAUCUGCGAUCAAGGAUGGGAGAGCGACGGUACAAGCCCAGCUUGCACCAAGGAUGUAGACGAAUGCGCAGCGGCCCAUCCACCUUGUUCUGUAAAUCCACCGGUACCGUGUCGCAAUACUCGCGGUUCAUUCACUUGCGGCGCUUGUCCGCACGGCUAUAGCGGAAAUGGCUACUAUUGCACCGACAUUGACGAGUGCCUUACUAACAACGGUGGCUGCAGUACCUCUCCUUAUGUACAAUGCGUAAAUACAAUGGGUUCCAGAACAUGUGGAGCUUGUCCUCCAGGAUACCGUGGCGAUGGCGUGAGUUGCAUUUUUGUCGGCGGUUGCGCCAUCAACAACGGCGGAUGCCAUCCAUUAGCUACCUGCACCGAGAAUCCAUCGCUUACAAGUUCUUACGUGCUGUGCCGUUGCCCACCGGAUUACGUCGGUAAUGGAAUGGGACCAAACGGCUGCCGAUUAGCUGAUGUAUCACUUAAUUCACAUUGUUCCAGCAACCCUUGCGUUCAUGGCACAUGCGUGCCGGUAUUUGAACCAAACGGUGCAAAUGGCUUCACUUGCACAUGCAAUUCGGGAUACUCAGGGCCUACAUGCAACAUACCAGCAGAUCCGUGCUCACCCAAUCCUUGUCGAAAUAACGGUAUUUGCACCAUCUUAAACGGACAGGUAGCAUGUCAGUGUACAACUAGCUUCUCAGGGAACAGGUGUGAAACGCCACGGCAAACGUGCGGCGGUGUGUUACGGAAUCCCAUGGGAACACUUCAGUUCCCCAUGGGCGGUAGUACUUACCAGCAUGGCUUGAGUUGCGCUUGGGUAUUAAUCACGGAACUCUCUAAGGUUCUGAACGUCACCUUUACGACUUUUAGUAUCGAGCAGUCUACAGAUUGCAAGUUUGAUUUUCUGCAGAUUCACGAUGGUAGAAAUGCUGGUAGUCAAAUGAUUAAUCGUUUCUGCGGUCACACAUUGCCUAACGAUAACGGGACAAUCAUUUCGUCCCAUAACACUCUGUACUUGUGGUUCCAUUCGGACAACAGCAUAUCUCAUGACGGAUUCACUCUUCGUUGGAAUAGCAUCGAUCCUAUUUGCGGAGGUGUUUUAGAAAAUAAUUACGGUACAAUCACGUCUCCAGGUUCGCCUGGAAGAUAUCCUCCUAACAGAGAUUGUUUCUGGAGAAUCUCUGUCGCUGCCUCGAAGAGGAUUCAAUUCCACUUUGGUCAGCUGAUGCUCGAGCAAAAUUGUGAAAAUGACUACGUUGAAAUUACCGGUGUGGAAGACGAACGUUUAGGAUUAUUUUGCAAUCACACUCGUCCACCGCCUCUGACUACACCGGCUUCUGAAGCAACUGUUCAUUUUCAUUCUGAUGGUUCUAAUCAAGAUGCUGGCUUCCAAAUCCAUUACUCAAUGAUUGAAGGUAUACCUGGUUGUGGUGGAACUUAUACUAGUGCCACUGGAACAAUCAGUUCACCAGGUCACUCGUCAUCGUAUCAGCCAAACAUGGAAUGUGAAUGGAAGAUACAAUUGCCAGCAAACGACCGAAUCCGAGCAUCUUGGCUGAAAUUUGAGCUUGAAGCUUCCUCCGAUUGUCAGUUUGAUUUUGUCGAGAUUUACGAUGGACCUAACACACUUUCUCGAAUACUCGGUAGAUACUGCGGUUCAGAUAUACCGCCAGUGGUCAAGUCAAAUUCGAAUAAUCUAGUUAUACUUUUUAAAUCUGAUUGGUCUUAUGAAGGGGAAGGUUUCAUAUUAUCGUAUGAAACUUUAUGCGGCGGUGAAUUCCACGAGAGUAGCGGAAUUAUCAAGUCGCCCUUCUAUCCGGAAGCGUAUCAUCACUCGAGAACGUGUGUUUACGAAAUCAUACAACCGCCUGGGAAAGGAAUUAUAUUAACUAUAGAAGAUAUAGACAUCGAAGGCAGUGAUCAGAACUGCUACUACGAUUACGUCGAAAUUUUCGACGGCGAUAACGAAAAUGCGACGAAACUCGCCACAUUAUGCGGCGAUGAAAUCAUGUCAGAUACUCGUUACUAUUCUACACAUAAUUUCAUGUACUUAAAGUUUACUACCGAUAGCAGUAUCGAUGGUCGAGGUUUCAAAGCAAACUACACAACCAUCGAUCGUAGAUGCGGUGGAUUGCUGAAGGAAUCAACUGGUGUGAUUCAGCCUCCUAUUGGAAAUGGAGUUUAUUCCAAUAACGAGGAAUGUAUCUGGACUAUUCAAGCACCGCCAGGAUACGUAAUACACCUCAGUUGGAUGUCAUUUAAUUUAGAAUACCAUUCUAGCUGUGACAGCGAUUACGUCAACGUUUACGAAAACUACACCUCGUCCGACCAAGACAUACUAGCCACAUAUUGCGGUAGCACUAAACCGCCUGAUUUAACGACACAAGAACGUACACUUACCAUACUCUUCCACACUGAUUCGAGUGUUACAAGUGAAGGAUUCGUUGCUACAUAUAUUUUCAUGGAUGUAACGAAGGUCUGCGGUGGUCACUACUCGAAGACAAACGGCGUUAUUAGAUCGCCAAAUUACCCUGAUUAUUACCCAAAUAAGAAGGAUUGCGUUUGGAUCAUCGAAGCACAGAACAGAUUUAGAAUCAUUCUCACGGUCAAUCACUUUGAAUUGGAAAGACAUAUAUCUUGCGCAUUCGAUUACUUAGAAAUUAGGAACGGUGGACAUGAAUCCGCGCCGUUAAUUGGCAAAUUCUGUGGCACAGACAUACCUACUGAAAUACCGAGUCAAGCCAAUCAAAUGUAUAUUCGAUUCGUCUCGGAUUUCUCGAGAUCAAUGCAAGGUUUCGAAAUAGAAUGGGAUAGCACCACGCAAGGCUGUGGUAGUAGCUUGACCGCAGUUGCUGGGGAUAUUAUAUCUCCAAAUUAUCCUGAACCUUAUUCAGUGAACGCGGAUUGCUUUUGGAAGAUCGCUGUGGCGACGGGUAGUUUAGUGCAACUCGUAAUAGUGGAUCUCGAUCUUGAGGAACAUACCAAAUGUCGUUAUGAUUUUCUUGAAAUAUUUGACGGAAUCAGUCGUCGCACAAAUAGAAGACGUUAUUGCGGUUCCAACUAUCCAAAGAUUAUUCAAUCCAAAUCCAAUCAAAUGACCGUUCGGUUCCGCAGCGACUUCAGUAAUUCCGGCCGCGGUUUCCAUCUGAAGUACGAAACGCAGUGCUACAACAAAUUACGUGGCUACUACGGUGUGAUAGAAUCACCGAAUUUCCCUAAUAAAUAUGAGCACUCGAUGAACUGCAGUUGGACCAUCGAAGCUCCAAUUGGUAACACGAUUAAUUUAACUAUAUCGCACUUUGAUCUCGAAGGAGUAUCAGGCCCGUCGUGCUCAUAUGACUACCUCCAAAUCUCGGAAGGCGACGAUAAUACUCCUAACACCGAGCUGGGUCAUUUCUGUGGGAAUAUCCUCCCAAAGAAAAUUGUUUCAACGCAACAUCAAAUGUUUAUAACGUUUAUUACGGACUCCUUUAUUGCCUUCAACGGUUUUCGGCUCGAAUGGACGGUGAAUGGUUGUGGCGGGCAUUUGAUUAAACCGUACGAUAGGUUCACGUCGCCUGGAUAUCCGUCAGCUUAUCCAAUGAAUGUCGAUUGCGAAUGGCUAAUCGAAGUGGAUUACACGCACAGCGUCGAGCUCACAUUUUACGAUGUGAACACUGAGAAGCGCACAGGCUGUUUCUUCGACAAGAUUCAAAUCUACGAGGGCGACGACACGGACGCGCCAAAAUUAGCCGAGCUUUGUUAUUCGGAGAGGCCAGUGACGUUCACUAGUCCUGGGAACAAAAUGUUCGUCAAGUUUCACUCGGAUUCAUCGUACGCUAAUCGAGGAUUCAAUGCCAGCUAUAAGAGCGUUCCUAUUGGAUGCGGUGGUAAAUUUACAACAAUCUCGGGCAUUAUUCACUCGACUAAUUAUCCGCAGAAUUAUCCGGACAUUCAGAAUUGCGAAUGGCUGAUAGAAGUCGACAGCAAUCACCUCGUGAAUCUCACGUUCCUGGACUUUGAUCUUGAGAACACUAACAAUUGCAGCGACGAUUCCGUCAAGAUCUUUGAUGGCGCAACGAAAGAUGAUCUGUUAUUGGGAAUGCAUUGCAGUAAUGAAUUACCACCGAGUUAUGUUUCGAGUAGUAAUCAAAUGCUAGUAGUUAUGCGGAGCGAUAGUUUAAUUUCAGCCAAAGGUUUCAAAGCUCAAUACACUAGAGCCUGCGGUGCUCGUAUAAUUGUAAAGGAUCAAGGUUACAUUACGCCCCCGACUGGCAAUACCGACGUGCAAGGAGACACUAAUUGUACAUGGAUAUUGGUAGCAGAAAAUCCAGGCGAUCAUAUAACUAUCACUUUUACGCAUAUGGAUAUUGAGUCCUUGGAAAUUAGAGCGGAACCUCGAUCGGAUUAUCUCGAGUUAAUAAAUUCUUGUACGUGGCUCUUCCUCCAGGUAACAGAGGGCGAAAGCCCAGAUGGACCAGUUUUAGGAACAUGGUGUAACAAUGUCUCGCCACCGCCGAUUACGAGUACCGGAAGUUCGCUCACGCUGCAUCUAGUCGUACACUAUGAGUUCUUAGGUCACUUCGCUGCUAUUUACUCGGUACUGAAUACAGGCUGCGGCGGAAAUUACACAUCCGAACAAGGAAUAAUCACCUCGCCCGGUUAUCCGAAUAGUUAUCCCCUGAACGCAGAAUGCGUUUGGAUUCUGAAUACUUCCCCCGGGAACAAGAUCGCUCUCGUCUUCUCCGAGUUCGAUAUCGAGUCGAGCGAAAACUGCGAUAUGGACUAUCUUGAAAUACGGGAGGAUAGCGGAAUCGGAAAGCUCAUUAGUGUUUCUUGCGGCAGAGAUGCCAGCGAACUUACGUCCAGCAGCCAACUAUGGAUCAAGUUUAAGAGCGACGAUUCCGGCACUGCCAGGGGUUUUAAGGCUGAAUAUAAUAUCGUCGGAGGGAAUGAACUCGAAGGACCUACAGGACGCAUUACCUCGCCGUUAUAUCCAUUACCGUACAGGCGAAGCGCUACGUUCUCAUGGCGCGUCACUGUAGAAAUGAAUUCGCUUAUACGCGUUGAAUUCACAGAUUUGGAGAUAGAAAACAUCGGCGAAUAUUGUUUCUCCGUUAUCAAAAUAUUUGAUGGAUAUGAUGACGAAGCACCAAACCUACUAGAAGUAUGCGGCUAUUCUUUACCAGAUCCGAUAGAGUCGUCCAGCAAUGUGAUUUUUAUUACGAUGACGUCGGGUAUUGUCAGACAGGGGAAUUGGUUUGAUCUCACAUGGCUUCAGAUACCAAGAAACACCGAAGGGGAUAACAAGGAGAUCAAAUUGUCAGAGUGCAACAAAGAAGUAGCUUUAAUGGGUGACCGCAAUAACACGUAUUCCUUCAGUUCUCCUGGUUGGCCGACCGGCUAUGCUGGUAAUUUGCAUUGCAAUUGGGUCUUUACAUCGCCACCUGGAACACAUUUGGUAUUGAGAAUAAUGACAAUGGAUUUGGAAGAAACGAGUGAUUGCGUAGCGGAUUCGGUUUCCGUUUAUUCGGGAUACGCAUUGACAUCGACAACCGAUGCUCGUUUGGAGAGUAAAUUAUGCCUGGCAAACUCCAGUAUGUCUGUAAUCAGCGGGAGCAAUGUGAUGACAGUGAAAUUUGACACGGAUUCGUUUGAAAAUAAAACCGGCUUCAACGCAUACGUGCAUCGAGAUUGCGGAGGUCGAUUAACCGAACCCAACGGUGUAAUUGAAUAUGAUAAUUCUUCGUCUGUGAAAGCGAUACGCACAUGGCAUUUCACAUGUGAGUGGUCCGUGACAGUGAGACCUGGUAGAACUAUUAAAGUUCAGAUUACCGAAAUGUCGAUACAACAAAUGUCCGAUGAAUCAUGCGGUGAUAAUUACUUGCUGUUAAAAAAUGGAGAUGAAAUGCUUUCGCCUCUGUUAGGCAACGGAAAAUAUUGUGGUACAGUGACACCAGCGGAACUAGAAACCACCGGAAAUCGCUUCUAUAUUAAAGCUACUGGCAGCGGCCAUUAUUUUGGUUUUAAGCUCAAUUACAGAGAAGUAAGCAUGAAUUGUGGUGGCGACUUUAUCUUAACAAACAAGCAGAAGAAGUGGGAGAUAACAUCGCCCAAUUAUCCAAAUAUUCCUCCAACUUAUGCCGAAUGUAUUUGGAAGGCUACUGCUCCAGCUGGUGAAAGGCUCACUAUCCAUUUCUUGGAUAGAUUUGAUUUGAGUGCUUCCGAAAAUUGCGACAAAGAAUACGUAGAAAUAAGAGACGGUGGAACCGACGGCUCGCGACUCAUGGGCAAAUUUUGUAGAGACGUAGCACCCAGUAGUAUGAGUACUACUGGCAACAUGGUGUAUGUCCACUUUUAUACGGAUGUGGCAGAACCUAAGAAUGGAUUCAAAGCUGUAAUUACUUCAGGAGAGGUUUGUGGCGGAAUUUUGCGCGCUGCCAGUGGUGUCAUUGAAUCUCCGAAUUAUCCGCAUUCAUAUCCUCCAAAUCAAAAUUGCUCGUGGAUAAUAAUAGCACCAACAGAUCAUAACUUGAAAUUACAAUUUCGCGAUAUACAGCUUCCUGGCUUUCGUCAAUGCCUUUCGACUGAUCACGUCAGAAUUGAGGAACAACUUUUAGAAAAUAAUACUAUUUCAACAAUUGGUGCUUAUUGCGGUCUUCAAAAACCGGAAGUAAUCGAGACAUCGUCAAACAAAGCGUAUGUGUAUUUCACGAGUGACAACAGAGAAUUUGUGAGUUACAAAGGCUUUAGUCUAAACUUCACUGCUAGCCAAGAAACAUGUGGUGGUUCACUAACCGCACUGAGUGGAAUCAUCAAAUCACCUGGAUACCCUAAUCCACGCACAAGAGCAAGAUAUUGCGAUUGGCGAAUCAACUUACCGGUGGGUUAUCAAGUUGUGGUGAAUAUUUUGGAUAUAGACGUUGUUAACGAGCCUGGACCUACUCACGUGGGGUAUGCACUUUCGUUCUAUAACGAUUUCCGCUUUAAAUCGAAGAUCAAAGUCUUAGGACAAGGCGCUAGUACAGAAGAGAUAAGGAGUUCCAGUAAUACUAUGAUUAUCGGCUAUUGGUCCUCUGCCGGGCAUCGAGGUUUCAAACUUCGGUACACAGCUGAUGCUCCGGCUCCUUGUGGUGGAAAUGUAAGAGAAUUAGAAGGCAAUCUAACAGGACCCACACGUCUGCCUUUUAAUGAAUCUUCAUAUAAUUGCCACUGGAAACUGGAACUACCCGCAAAUAUUCGAGCUUCUAGCGUGGAAUGGACAUUGACAAUAAAAGUCACCGGUCUUUUGGGCGGACCUGAACGUACCAAUCUUGUUAGAAGAAAUUGCAUCUAUCCUCAAUCAAUUGAACUUCAAGAUAUUGGAAUGUUAUGUGGAAAUAUAACGGAAGCGAAAUAUUUGAGAAGCCCGAAAUUAAUCAACGAACUAACGAUAAUGAACGGUACUUAUGGAAAAGGAAGAGUAGAUUUCAAUUUACAAUAUCGAUGGCAAUCCUGUGGUGGUGUAUUAGGAGGACCAAGUCACACCAUCAGAUCACCUACAACAAACGUUUCUUAUCCAACAAACUGCGUUUGGCAUGUAGAUUUUCCUGAAGGAGAAACGAUUAAGCUCUACUUCACCAAACUUGAGCUUGACAGAAACUGUGACAAGAAUUACCUUCUUGUCAAGAAUGGCGGAGCAAUGGCACCGCAGGUCGCAAAGUACUGCUUCACUAACGAACGUCUACUUGGAAAAUAUAACAUUACCAGUAUAUCGAAUCAGCUAUGGAUAGAAUAUUUUUCGUCUGAGAAUACAGGCAGUUUCGAACUUAAUGUAAUAACUGCCACCACAGGCUGCGGUGGUUCCUUACAAGGUCGCAGCCGCGAAAUCGCAUCUCCACGGUAA